Teleopsis dalmanni is the source of this 415-nucleotide messenger RNA. Its product is annotated as elongation factor-like GTPase 1. The record is from RefSeq and is a predicted model, not a curated record. Bases 1 to 363 code for a protein of 120 amino acids. The transcript has a single exon. Gene Ontology annotation, cellular component: ribonucleoprotein complex; cytosol. Gene Ontology annotation, molecular function: GTP binding; ribosome binding; GTPase activity. Lineage: Eukaryota; Metazoa; Arthropoda; Insecta; Diptera; Diopsidae. Gene Ontology annotation, biological process: cytosolic ribosome assembly.
AUGCCUGUGGUUGAUAUUAAUAAUUUAGUGCAAAUACAAAAGAAAAUAACACAAGUGCGAAAUAUUUGCAUUUUAGCACACGUUGACCAUGGCAAAACCACAUUGGCAGAUUCGUUAUUGGUUAGCAAUGGCAUCAUAUCCCAACGUAUGGCUGGAAAGUUGCGUUAUUUGGAUAAUCGGCAAGAUGAACAGGAACGUGGCAUAACGAUGAAAAGUAGCAGCAUUUCGUUAUAUUAUAAAGGGGUCACAAAUGAGGAAGAUUAUUUAAUAAACCUUAUUGACUCACCCGGUCAUGUUGACUUCUCCAGUGAAGUUUCAACAGCGGUUCGUUUAUGCGAUGGAGCUAUUAUUGUAGUAAGUUAAAUUUAUAUUUUGAAUCUACUUUAGAGUUUAUUAGCAAAUAGUUUGAAAAGCC